This is a messenger RNA of Enterospora canceri, 1056 nucleotides long. Lineage: Eukaryota; Fungi; Microsporidia; Enterocytozoonidae. The record is from the annotation of a GenBank genome assembly.
AUGCUAAUACACCACAUCAUCAUAUUGAGAAUAUCUGUUUUUAAAACAAACAAAACAUUAGAAUAUCUCAAAUCAAUUUAUAAUAAUAAAUUAACACCCUUCAUGCCAUUUGACAGGCUGUUCAUGCGAGGAAGUGAUGACCAGUUCAACAGUCUGGUAAGCUGUUCUGGUGGUUGUGUUGAUGAAAUAGUGGAAGAAAUCAAACUCAACUUUGUAGACAGAAUAUUGAAUAGAACCAAGUUGGAUAAGGCAGUUCUACUAUGUAAUUACAACUGUAUCAAGCAACUGAAGUACAAUAACUGUAAGUACAACGGAAGAUGGAUAUUCAUGUCGUUACUUGGAUUCACUGAGCUACUUAGCUCAGGAUGUGCUUUGCUCAAGUUCAUCAUAAACUUGUCCUACUACAAGAAAUUGGUGCGAAUAUCAAGAGGAUCCCCACUCAGAGUCGAUUACCUGAUUCACUACGGUGCAAUGUCACUUGCAUUCAUAUCAUCAUUUCUAUUCCAUCUUCAUGAAACAGUACUGACCAGAAACAUGGACUAUUUUACAGCUGUAUUUACCAUUGCAAUGAGUGCAUUGGUAACAACACAGAGGAAUAUUCUGAUAUUGAUCAGUAUAAACAAAAAGAAUAGACAAAGUGGUACAGAAUUACCAAAAUGCUAUUAUGUAUUGAAACAGACAGUACGAAUUAUAUUUGUGACUGGAUACGUGUAUCAUGUAUACAGAAUGCUCUAUAUUGACUUCAACUACAAGUAUAAUAUGGUAGUAUGUGGGAUACUGUUGUGUUUGAUUCAAUUGAAUUACCUGAUUACAACAGUCUACUACAAAAACAAGCAUAUCAAGGACAAAAUAGUAACAUUGACCAAUUUGAUAAUAAUAUCAGGUGUAUUCGAGUUAAGUGACUUCCCGCCGCUAUUCUAUUUGAUGGAUUCGCACUUUUUAUGGCAUGCUGGGCUACUAUUGAGCAUUAAGCCAUUUUAUAAAUUCACUUUUUUGGAAGCGAAGCUGUACAGGAAGAUGUUUAACAGGACAAAAGAAACAGAUAAACGGAAAUAA